Molecule: messenger RNA, 2311 nt
Organism: Penaeus indicus
Lineage: Eukaryota; Metazoa; Arthropoda; Malacostraca; Decapoda; Penaeidae
Product: band 4.1-like protein 2
Exons: 6
Coding region: 1778-2311 (177 amino acids)
Cellular component (GO): cytoskeleton
Source: RefSeq, a predicted model, not a curated record
GAAAGCGCAGAAAAAUCGAAUGUUUUGAAAAGUACUGAACGUGAAAUUUUCGGAAGCGAAGCCACCGCCUCGCCUGACCUUCGCUUCCUCAAGAGAAGCCAAAGUUUACACGAAUCUGUAGACGAAAAGGAACUCUUACUCGUAGAUCAGCGCAACACCGGACACUCGUCUGAUACUACAGCCUGACACUUGCCUCACUUCGCCCGUGAAGUACUGCCUGACACUACCUGUCACUGCCACACUCGCCUUCCUACCAGCAACGUAAUCUUCCGUCAAUGUCUGUGUGUUGUCUGCCGUCGGACAACGAAUUUUUGUGUGUUAGGAGUAAUAGGUUCAUAGAACUUGAGGUUCGUAGGAUUUAAGUUUCGUAGAACGUAAGUUAUUGAGGUGGAGGCUGUGGGUGAGCGCGAGGAAGACGUCCACGUAACGAAGACUGUUCUCUGUGAGUUACGGGGGAAAAGAGCAAGGGAAACAGAAAGGACUGUUUUUGCAAUAAGUUUUGCAAUAGUCGUUUAGAAUAUUGGAGGAAAGGGGAAUAAGGAAAAUAGUGAAAUAGUGAUUAAAAUAAGAGCAAUCAACGUGAUUUAAACUUGGAAUAUCGUCUGUUUUGCCUUGAUAGUAACUGAAAAAAUAGAAAAAUCGCAUAAAAAGACAAGGAAAAGCGUAGAUACUAAAGAAAUUGUGUGCUGUUGCGUCUUCAAAAGAAAAAGCGCACAAAUCCAUAUUUACUGCAGUUGAAAAAUCUAAGGAAAAGUUUUGUUGGACUGUUGCAAGGCGCCGGAGGAGACCGGGCGUAACCAGUGGUUGACGAAGUGUAUGCUCGGCUGAACGAAUGCCUUGACGUACCUUGUGGAAUAUAAUAAACUCGAACGAGGGAAAGGAAAGUGGAGAGAAAGAAGAGAGGGAGAAACAAGUCUGCGAAUCUGAAGAGAAAAAAAGUGGAAAGUUAAAACAGGGUAAAAAUAUUGCGGAUUCGGUUUUAGAAAGGAGAAAAAAGGAAGUAUUCCGUUCUUUGUUUUCAUAACGGGAAGAAAAAUAGUGUGUCUGUCGCUGUGACCCUUACGACUGCCAGACCGAGUGCACAGCUGGGAUCACCUGUGAGUGCGCACGUACGUCAGAGUGGAUGCCCUGCAGACGCCUGUGUUUAUACCCGGAGAAGAUUACCAGCGGGCCACCUAAGCAGCCGGAGAUGAACCGCGGCUCUGUGUCCAUUCCCCGAAUAAUGCUGCCGACGCUCUAAUGGUUCUGUGAGCGCCAAGGUGAUCUGAGGGCGCGCGGUUUCCCUCGGGGAUGGAGACUGCAGCUAAUCAGUCAAGGGACGCUGACGCCGCCGCCCGGAAAGGAUUAUUGGCAUUCUAGGCCCUUUGAAGGAGACUAUUGUUCUUGUCUUUACGCGCACGAAAGGGGGAAACGCAAGGAAAGAGAAGCUAGGAGCUAUUGUAUAGAAAACGAGGACGCAUUGCGAUUUGGGGAGACAUUUUUUAAUCGCGCUGAAAGCCUCCUGAGGGCUUCUCCCCUGAACGUAGUGUUUUUUUUCUCUUACCCUAAUUUCCCCUUUUUAAACGAUGAUAUAGAUUCCUUCAAAGACCCAGAAAAGAUUACGUAAACGCCAGCUGACCAGAUCCCACUGACUUUGGCUCAGCAUCACGGAAGCACAUCCAAUCAGCCAGAAUUUGAAAGAAGCGAUGCUCACUGACGUCAGCAGUGCGCGUUAAGGUCGCUGCAGACAAUCGGACAAGUGAUUUCUCAGCAAGGGUGCGAACUUUCAACCGCCGUGAUGUUGUUAUUCAUGGUGCUGCCGACCAAACUCCCCAACUUCGUGCAGAUUUACCUUCUGCAGGAGGGGAUGCUGGAGGGAGUGUCGCGUCGCGCCUUCGGAGGCUCUUCGGGAACGUACAACGUGCGGGCCUCCGAGCUGGCGCGACACAAGGCCCUCAAGACUCUCCGAGUCCAGGUCGCCUUCCUCGACGACUCCACGCAGGUCUUCGAGAUAGAGAAACGCGCUAAAGGCCAGGCGCUGCUGGAUCUCGUGUUCAACCACCUCGAACUGAUCGAGCGAGACUUCUUCGGGCUCCAGUACUUCGAGUCCGCCGUCAACAAUGAGAAUCCGAGGCUCUUAGAGGGACUCCUCGCGAAGAAGAGGUGGCUGGAUCCGCUGAAACCCGUGAAGAAACAGCUGCGCAUCAGGACAAAGAGCCUGGGAACAUGUGAGUAUUUUGGAGCCUGGUUGAGGAAUCUCGGUAAAAGGGUUAAUAAUGUUGAUUGUUUGCUUUGUUUUUGCUUGUUGUUAUCUUGUUUGUAUCGUGGGUGA